Messenger RNA from Hibiscus syriacus, 1179 nucleotides. Its product is annotated as ethylene-responsive transcription factor-like protein At4g13040. Bases 234 to 893 code for a protein of 219 amino acids. The record is from RefSeq and is a predicted model, not a curated record. Gene Ontology annotation, molecular function: DNA binding; DNA-binding transcription factor activity. Gene Ontology annotation, biological process: regulation of DNA-templated transcription. NCBI's taxonomy places the organism in Eukaryota, Viridiplantae, Streptophyta, Magnoliopsida, Malvales, Malvaceae. The transcript has 7 exons.
UUCACUCUUUCUACUUCUUUCACAACCUUCAUUUUUUUUAACAACAAACAAUCCUGAAAUUCCUUUUACCUUAUUUUGGUUUUAAUCCUUAAAAAAACCCUAUUUUUGUCUCCUCGAUUUCUACGCUAUCUCAACCACCACCUUUGCUUUCCCUUUCUCAGGAGCACAAGCAUAUGGAUAGAUGCAAAGGACGGUCGAUUUAGCCAUUGUUCACUGAUUAAAAGGUUGCCAACAUGGUGAGCUUACGUAGACGCAGACUCCUGAGACUCUGCUCUGGGAAGUGUUCCUUUUUGACUCCACUUUCUAGAUUCUUUGAUAAUGGAAAUGUCCCUGAAAGUUCAAGCCAGAAUGCAAAAUCAGUUAGUGUGCAUCCCAUGCACUCAGAUUCUGCCGACCACAUGCACAUGAAAAGCAUUGCUAAGGUUAGCUGCGGGUCACCAAUCAUUUCUGGUUUUGGUUCUGGUUCAUCAAAAGACCAUCAUAAUCAACCAUUUCCAGGGCAACCAAUCAAACGAAGGAAGCGACACAGAAGGAAGCAUGUUCAAAACCAAGAGCCUUGUCUAAUGAGGGGUGUAUACUUCAAAAACAUGAAAUGGCAGGCUGCAAUAAAAGUUGACAAGAAACAAAUUCACCUGGGCACUGUUGGUUCGCAAGAAGAAGCUGCCCGCUUAUAUGACAGAGCCGCUUUCAUGUGUGGAAGAGAGCCUAACUUUGAGCUUUCAGAGGAGGAAAAACAAGAGCUUAGAAAGUUCAAAUGGGAUGAGUUUUUGGCAUAUACUCGACAUUCAAUUGCCAAUAAAAAAUACAAGCGAAAGCUCGGGGUUGGAUCACAGAAAAGCACUGAACCUGAAAUAGUGGACGGUCGUGACUGGGAACAGCAUACAAGGAGUUAGGAGUCAAUAGCUUCUCAGCUACCAAAGAAUGAGGCUGAGUAAUCUGGUUUUAGUAACUAAACUCUAGUUGCAGAGUCUCCAUUUUUGGGUGUAUAAAAGGCCCCCUAUUCAGGCAACAAGCAAUGAUAAAUCUCAUUAUUAUCAUCUUCUGGUAAGCAGAUAUCUAGUGUUUAAAUCCCAAAUAAGUGGUAAAUACUACUUGCAUCAUCAGCCUGCACCAUUGUUAUUAGACUAAUCGAAGGCAUGCAAAAUGAUUAUUGCUAAAAAAAAUUCUAUUUAAAAAAAA